CUUGCCGCCAUUUCGCCCCGCACCCCGUGCAUGCGUCGUCCAUGCACGCCUAGCCAGAGGUAAGCUCGCGCGAGGCGGCGUGGUCGAUGGCCCUGCUCGCCUCCCCGCCGAGGCCCAGGAAGCAGCGGUGCCCGCCCCACCCGAUGCUGCCCAUCUCGCCUUCCCUCCUCUCCCUCAUCCUGCUCGUACCCUUCCUCUCCCUUCUCCUCCUCCACCGCUCCUCCUUCCCGGGCUCCUCCUGCUCCCCGGGCCUGGCGGGUCCCGCCUCGCGCCGGGCCAGCGCGGCCGGCUUCUCGGGGGACCUGCGCGACAUCGAGUUCUCGUGGAACCACCUGCCGUUCUCGGCGUUCAGGCCGCCCCCCGCCAAGCUCAAGAUCGCCGUGUUCUCCCGGAAGUGGCCCGUGGCGUCGGCGCCCGGCGGCAUGGAGCGGCACGCGCACACGCUACACACGGCGCUCGCGGCGCGUGGCCACCGCGUGCACGUGUUCACCUCCCCGCCGCCGCACACCGAGGCGGCGCCCUCGCCGUCCCCCGACGGCCCCCAGCUCCACUUCCUGGACGGCGAGCCCGGGCAGUGGCGCUGCGACGAGGCGUGGAAGCUGUACGAGGCCGAGGGCGAGAACGACCCCUUCGACGUGAUCCACUCGGAGAGCGUGGCCGUGUUCCACCGGUGGGCGCGGGGCGUGGAAAACCUCGUGGUCUCGUGGCACGGCAUCUCGCUGGAGGCCCUGCACUCGGGCAUCUUCCAGGACCUGGCCCGCGGCGAGGACGAGCCCAUGUCGCCGGCGCUGAACCAGAGCCUGGGCCAGUCCGUGUUCCGCGUGCUCUCCGAGGUGCGCUUCUUCCGGAGCUACGCGCACCAGGUGGCCAUCAGCGACUCGACGGGGGAGAUGCUGCGGGACGUGUACCAGAUCCCGUCCCGGCGCGUGCACGUCAUCCUCAACGGCGUGGACGAGGCGGUGUUCGAACCGGACCCCGCGCUGGGGCGCGCGUUCCGGGAGGAGGCCGGGGUGCCCAGGGGCGCCGACCUGGUGCUGGGCGUGUCGGGGCGGCUGGUCAAGGACAAGGGCCACCCGCUGCUGUACGAGGCCUUCUCCAAGCUGGUGCUGCGCCACCCCAACGUGUACCUGCUCAUUGCCGGCAAGGGGCCCUGGGAGAACCGGUACAUGGACCUGGGCCGGAACGCCAAGGUGCUGGGCGCCGUGCCUCCAGGGAAGCUCAAGGCGUUCUACAACGCGCUGGACGUGUUCGUGGACCCGACGCUGCGGCCGCAGGGGCUGGACCUGACGCUCAUGGAGGCGAUGCAGUGCGGGAAGCCGGUGGUGGCGACGCGGUUCCCGAGCAUCAAGGGGAGCAUCGUGGUGGAGGAGGAGUUCGGGUACAUGUUCGCGCCCAACGUGGAGUCGCUGCUGGAGAGCCUGGAGGCCGUGGUGGCGGAGGGCGCCCGCCGCGCCGCGCGGAGGGGGCGCGCGUGCCGGGAGUACGCCAGGUCCAUGUUCGCGGCCACCAAGAUGGCGCUCGCGUACGAGAGGCUCUUCCUCUGCGUCAAGAACGAGACCUUCUGCGCAUACCCCGCCGAGUUCGAUUGAUUAGCAAGUUUUUAUUUUCUCACUACAUAAAUGUGCAUGCGUUUUAUUACUUCUAUUCUAAUAAUCCUACGAAUGUUAUAAGGUGUGCUCUCUCGUUUUUUGCAUUGAACUCCCAGCUAUAGAUGUUUGGAAGUGAUUUCUUGUAUGAAUAUAUAGAUGAACAAAUCUACA
This is a messenger RNA of Setaria italica (foxtail millet), 1760 nucleotides long. Its product is annotated as D-inositol 3-phosphate glycosyltransferase. Bases 87 to 1589 code for a protein of 500 amino acids. The record is from RefSeq and is a predicted model, not a curated record. Gene Ontology annotation, molecular function: glycosyltransferase activity. Lineage: Eukaryota; Viridiplantae; Streptophyta; Magnoliopsida; Poales; Poaceae. The transcript has a single exon.